AUUCACACAUAGACCCUGCGAAGAAUUUGGAGGAUCUCAUCUAGAAGAAUGAGUUUUUCUGAGAGACAAAGGAGAAGACGGCAAAAUGCCUUUGGUGCGACAUCUCCGCCGUUUAUUGACUAUUUAAAAGAUAUUCUGCGCAGAUAUCCGGACGGAGGUCAAAUCCUGAAGGAGCUGAUACAGAAUGCAGAUGAUGCCGGUGCUACAGAGGUAGUGUUCAUCCAUGAUGACAGAGCCUAUGGGACCCAGGCCCUUUGGGCUGAAGACCUGGAGAAAUACCAGGGUCCUGCCCUCUACGCCUACAACAACGCAGAGUUCACCGAGGAUGACUGGCGAGGCAUACAGGCCACAGGGAGAAGCGUCAAGCGCAACGAUCCAAACAAAGUGGGCCGGUUUGGGAUCGGAUUCAACUCCAUCUAUCACGUUACAGAUUUACCAUGCAUAUUCAGUGGCAAAUACCUUGGCAUGCUGGACCCACAGGAGAAGAUAUUCGGAGAGCGAGAGGGAGGCAUGCGCUGGUCUCUUGAUGAUGAGGAAGACAGGGACGCACUGCUGGUUUUGAGUGAUCAGCUCCAGCCGUUUAGAGAUGCGCUGGUACAUGUCAGUGACCAAACCUGGGAAGAUGCUGUUAGUGAAGACAAAAAGUUCAGCGGAACCCUCUUCCGGUUUUCUUUACGUAACGAGCCAUCUGAGAUUUCAGACAACUUGUACGAUUCUGACAAAAUGGUUCAGCUGUUUAACAGCUUCAUUGCUGAUGCAGACAUGAGCCUUCUUUUCCUGAGAAAUGUUUCAUCGGUCUCACUGAUUCACAUCAGUACAAAUGGCUCAGUCAAUGUCAGACAUAAGGUGUCAGCAUCAAGCCCUGCAGUUAAUGAAUCCUUUCAUCCAAGAGAAAUGCCGUCUGUAGAGGGGUUCACACAUUUUAAAAACGUAUCCUCCUACUGUCCAAGCAAAGGCAAAACAGAAGUCCAGUGGCUUGUAACAAUGUGCUGUAUGAAAGAAGGACACGUGCCAGAGCUUGAUUCGCUAGCCGGGAAACUAAGCUUUCGACCCCAAGUUGACCUGGCAUUUCCGUUAGAUCAGGAGCGGUCUCUGACUGAUGGAAGACUGAGCUGCUUUCUGCCCCUUCCCAACAACGAACCAAACUGCACUGGACUCCCCGUUCAUGUUAACGCCUGUUUCGGCCUCACGGACAACAGGAGGCACAUCAAAUGGCAGGAGGAGGACCAGAGAUUCGAUGAAGCGGCCGUCUGGAACGAGUUGCUCGUUAAGGAACUUCUCCCUCGUGCAUACCAAAUGAUCAUUCUGGAUGCCGUUCGCUUUUCGCGAAGCUCUGACUUUCCUUCCUCCUCCGCGUACCAUCUUUGGCCUGACCUCGACCAGAUGAAACACAAGGAGCGAUGGCACAGUGUCGCUGCGGGAAUGCUGCGGCAGCUUCUCCUGUCGAAUGAACCCGUCUUUUCUCUGGCUGGGGAUGCACAAAAAUGGGUGACGUUGUCAGAAGCUGUGUUCUUAACUGAUUACAGCAUGGAGCCUCAAAUGAAGAAUGCCGUGUCGGGUGUUCUGAUCGCCCUGGGAGAAAAGUUGGUGUCCAUUCCCAGUCAUAUAUCAAGAGACAUCCAGGCUGCUGUUGAAAAUCCCAAAACCUUAACAAGAGCAACCCCUGCUUUUGUUCGAAAGGUCUUCCGCAAAAAUGGAAAUGCUGGUCUCUCCAGAGAGGACAAGCUCUUUAUUUUGGAAUAUGUACUGAGCGAUGGGAAAUACCAUGAGCUCUGGGGGCUGCAGCUUCUACCUCUUAGCAAUGGGACUUUCAAGACAUUCUCAAAUGAAGAUCACAAUCUGGCCUUCAUUGACAAUAAGCAGUUCCCACGUGAGUUGCUGCCUGGCUGGAAGGAUGUAUUCUUGCCCCGAGAUCUCCGAAGUAACACUCUGCUCCACCUGAAGAAACUGGCAGAAACAAGCACAUACAAUAAAAUUAUCAACAUGAAUUCAAGAAUUGUGGCAAAAUUAGCCAUAAAAAGUCUUCCUAAAGACUGGCAGAAGACAAAAGGUCAUGUCACUUGGCAGGUGGGAAAUGGUCAACACCCUCCUAUGCAGUGGCUCAGUGAUUUCUGGAAAUUUCUCAGAACGAAUUGGACCGAGUUAAGCAGCUUUGUUGGCAUGCCAUUAGUCCCUCUUAAACCUCUUCUGGAUUCCACCAGUUCUGUCAUUUUAGCAAAGCUACAACUGAACACAACACUGAUGUUUCAGAAAAGCAGACAGAACAGCUUAUCAGAUCAAAUUGCAAAGGUGGUGGAAAAAGUUGGUGGUACCAUCAUAAAGAGGGACACUUUUCUGGAUCAUACGGAUCUUGAGACCUAUGUGCUAACUCCCUCCCCAAGGAACAUUCUACAUCUAUUCCUCAACUUAGAGAAGCAUCAGGUUAUCCAUGGAAUUGAGUCAGCUUCAGCCGCAGAAAAGGAAGAAUUGAAAUCAUACCUCUCUUCACUGGAUUCUCUCUCAUUAGCAGAGAAAGGUCUUCUCUCAGAGUUGCCCUUCUUCCGUUCAAUGGCUUCUCUAAAACUCAAUCCUGGAGAAUACAUUUCUGUUAAGUCAAAGCAGGCAGUUCUCCUGAAUACGACUCCGCCCUUCCCAGAAAACCUUCUCAUGACUGAUGUAGUUGCUCAGUGUGCAAAUGAAGCAGACCGUAGGCUCCUUACGUUGCUCAACAUUGAUGUCAUUAAUGCAGCUCAGGCAGCCACACUUUUGGUCAAAGGAAUUGAGAAGAGACUGUACAAAAGUCAAGAGGUAGACAAAAUAAUGACCUGGAUAUUACAAAAUGGUAGAAUCCUCUUUUCUCAGGACCGGACAUUGCACACAAAAUGUCAGGAUUUGAGCUUCAUUGAAAUACAACCAAGUGAUCACAAAAAAACUUCAAGUUUCUUUGACCCUGGCAACAAAACAUUCAGCACUCGAAUCCUAAACCCAGAAUUUGUUGGUAUAGAGCAAUGUGGCCAGACAGAACCCAUAACCCUAAGGAUCAAAAACAUACUGAAAGAGUAUGAUGAGGAAAAUGAUCUCUUCAAAGAACUUAUACAGAAUGCAGAAGAUGCUGGUGCAACCACAUGUAAAUUUAUGCUCGAUUUCAGAAGCCAUAAAGAUCCCCCUGAUACUCUUAUAGACCAAGACAUGUCUCUGUGCCAUGGUCCUUGUCUCUGGGCAUACAAUGAUGAACUUUUCACAGAAGAAGACUGGGCAAACAUUGUCAAAGUUGGAUCUGCCUCCAAAGAAACAAAAGUAGAAAAAAUUGGGAAGUUUGGACUUGGUUUCAAUUCUGUGUAUCACGUGACUGAUAUUCCCUCAGUCCUCAGUGGUAAGAAUCUCCUCAUACUGGAUCCAAAUGUGACUCACCUGAAGAAGCAUAUACAAAGUAAAGCGAAGUCCUGGGAUCAAACUUAACCUAUUCCAAGAACGUCUAUUUCAUAGGUUUCCUGGACAGUUCAAACCAUAUCAAGGGAUAUUUGACUGCGAUUUAUCAAGAGACAGUACACACAAAUUCUUCAAUGGAACACUCAUUAAAUUGCCUUUCCGGACACACGAAGAAGCUCUGUCAUCAGAGGUUAGUAAAAAGGUUUUUGAAGGAAAAACAAUUGCUGCUUUUUCACAACAUUUGACCCAUAAUUCA
Messenger RNA from Anguilla anguilla (European eel), 3664 nucleotides. RefSeq names its product sacsin-like. The coding region runs from base 49 to 3438 and encodes 1129 amino acids. The record is from RefSeq and is a predicted model, not a curated record. NCBI's taxonomy places the organism in Eukaryota, Metazoa, Chordata, Actinopteri, Anguilliformes, Anguillidae. The transcript is spliced from 9 exons.